AUAUCUGUCGACAAGCAACUUGCUGCUCCAAGUUGCGCAUCCAUUUGUGCCGACGACAGAUCGAUGAUUUUAUCAGCUUAUAUAUGUACAUGCGUUGACAGACAUAGCUACAUAGAUUUUUAAGGAGAGGAGAGAAGACGACGACGCAGCAGAGAGAUUUUUCAGGAUGAUGAGGAGGCGCUGCAGCGGCAGCCAUGGCAGGCAGCUGCUGCUCCUGUAUUGGCUGGUGAUCGCGUGUUCUUGGGUUGCAGCUGCUCAGGCUCAGCAAGCUCCAAGAACUGAUCCAGUUGAAGUGGCGGCGCUGAACGCGAUCCUGGGGAGAUGGGGAACGAAUCCGCCCAAGACUUGGAACAUCACCGGCGGCGACCCCUGCACCGGCACCGCCGUCGACGACACCAACAUCGACGACAGCCCCGUCGUCAACCCCGGCAUCAAGUGCGACUGCUCCUUCAACAACCGCACCGUCUGCCACAUCACCAAGCUGAGGGUGUACGCGUUGAAUGUUGUCGGUACGAUACCUGCGGAGCUGGAGAGUCUCAGAUAUCUGGCUAACUUGAACCUGCAGCAAAAUUACUUGACUGGCCCUGUGCCAUCAUUCAUUGGGAAGCUUACUUUCAUGCAAUACCUGACCUUAUCAAUCAAUUCGCUAUCUGGGCCCCUUCCAAAGGAAAUUGGGAAUCUCACGGAUCUUCGAUCAUUAGGCAUUGGCUCAAACAAUUUUACUGGUGAACUUCCUGAAGAACUGGGCAACUUGACCAAACUCGAACAAUUGUACAUUGAUAGUUCUGGCUUCAGUGGUCCAUUCCCUUCAACAUUAUCAAAACUUAAGAAUCUGGAGAAGCUGUGGGCAUCAGAUAAUGAUUUCACAGGGAAAAUACCUGAUUAUUUAGGGACCUUGACAAAGUUGGUGGAACUGAGGUUCCAAGGAAAUUCUUUUCAAGGCCCGAUUCCAGCAAGUUUGUCUAAUUUGUCCAACUUGACAAGCUUACGAAUUGGUGAUAUUGUAAACGGGAGCUCUUCGCUGGCCUUUAUCAGUAACCUGACGUCUUUGAAUAUCCUAAUAUUGAGGAACUGCAAGAUAUCCGAUAAUCUCAGAACAGUAAAUUUCUCUAAGCUUGGAAGAUUAACCUUGUUGGACUUGAGCUUUAAUAAUAUCACAGGCGAAGUUCCUCAGUCCAUCCUUAAUCUGAACAACCUUGGAUACUUGUUUCUCGGGAACAAUAGCCUUACAGGAAGCCUGCCAGAUGCGAAGAGCUCCUCCCUAACCAAUUUAGAUUUUUCAUACAAUCAACUCACGGGAAGCUUUCCUUCAUGGGUUACCAAUAACAAUUUGCAAUUGAAUUUGGUGGCAAAUAAAUUUAAUAUUCGUGAGAACAACAAUAGUAUUCUACCUUCAGGACUAAACUGUUUACAACAAGACACUCCAUGUUUGCUAGGUUCUCCAGAAUACUAUUCUUUUGCGGUAGACUGUGGCAGUAAUAAAUCUAUGAAAGGCUCAGAUAAUACUAUAUAUGAAGUAGAUGCUGCAAAUCUCGGAGUCGCAUCAUACUAUGUUACCAGAAAUACAAGAUGGGGUGUCAGCAAUGUUGGAAUAUUCAAUGAUGCCUCAAGUCGAAACUAUGUAAUAAAUAGUUCCCAACAGUUUCAAAACACAUUGGAUUCAGAAUUAUUCCAAACCGCGAGGAUGUCACCAUCAUCCCUAAGAUACUAUGGUCUAGGACUUGAGAAUGGAAAUUAUAGUGUCAAGCUUCAAUUUGCAGAGUUUGCUUAUCCAGAUUCAAAGACUUGGGAGAGCACAGGAAGGCGAAUUUUUGACAUAUAUGUGCAGGGUGUUCUGAAAGAAAAGAAUUUUGAUAUAAGGAAAGCAGUUGGUGGAAAAUCUUUUACUGCAGUUAACAAAAUAUAUAAUACAAUCGUGUCGAAAAACUUCCUUGAGAUCCAUCUCUUCUGGGCUGGCAAGGGCACUUGUUGUAUUCCAACUCAAGGUUACUACGGACCAAUGAUAUCUGCACUAAGUGUCACCCCAAAUUUUACUCCUACCGUGAGAAAUGGAGAGCCAAAAAAGAAAAGUAAGGCAGGUGUGAUUGUCGGAAUAGUGAUCGGUGCAUUAGUUUUAGGAUCAGCAGCCUUAGUUGGAAUCUUUAUGUUGAUAAGUAAGAGAAGAAAAGCGACCCAACAGCAAGAAGAGCUGUACAACCUUGCUGGAAGGCCUAAUGUCUUUAGUAAUGCUGAACUAAAGUUAGCUACAGAGAAUUUCAGUUCUCAAAAUAUGGUGGGAGAAGGUGGAUAUGGGCAAGUAUAUAAGGGUAAGCUACCUGAUGGAAGAGUCAUAGCUGUCAAACAACUUUCUCAAUCAUCCCAUCAGGGAAAAAGCGAGUUCGUGACAGAGGUUGCAACAAUUUCAGCUGUGCAACAUCGGAACCUUGUGAAAUUGCACGGCUGCUGCAUUGAUAGUAACACACCCUUGUUGGUUUAUGAGUACCUCGAAAAUGGAAGCCUAGACAGAGCACUCUUUGGAAGCAAAAGCUUUAAUCUAGACUGGCCAACACGCUUUGAGAUCGUUUUGGGCGUUGCUAGAGGCCUAACUUAUCUUCACGAAGAGUCUAGCGUUCGCAUCGUGCAUAGAGACAUCAAAGCCAGCAAUGUCUUACUUGACACUGAUCUCACCCCCAAGAUCUCUGACUUUGGACUUGCAAAGCUCUAUGAUGAGAAGAAGACCCAUAUCAGCACAAAAAUAGCCGGCACGCUUGGCUAUCUGGCACCCGAGUAUGCAAUGAGAGGCCAUCUGACUGAAAAGGCCGACGUUUUUGCAUUUGGGGUAGUCGCCUUGGAGACUGUUGCUGGUCGACCAAACACCGACAACUCUCGUGAAGAAGAUAAGAUCUAUCUCUUUGAAUGGGCCUGGACACUAUAUGAGAGCGGGCAAGCACUCGGGAUCGUAGACCCAAAACUCAAGGAAUUCAAUGAGAAGGAAGCCUUGAGAGUCAUCUGUGCCGCACUCCUUUGCACUCAAGGGUCACCACACCAGCGGCCAUCAAUGUCCAGAGUCAUGGCUAUCCUAGCCGGAGAUAUUGAGGUGACUGAGGUGGUGACGAAGCCGAGCUACAUCACUGAAUGGCAGCUCAGAGGAGGAGGUGACACUAGCUAUGCCACCAGCUCCUACUACUCUGGAUCUACUACUGGUGAGUUCAGGGAGAAGAGGGAGACCGCCCCUCUCAACUCGUAUCCAGGGAUAGCUGGACGCAUUGACGAAGGAAGGUGAAUGCAGAGCUGCAAAGUGCAAACCAUUGUUGUUCCUGGUUUCAAGUGACAAUUUUGGAUAUUAUUCCUGCCUAUAUAAUUGUAUGUUGAUGUAAGUUGCAGAAAACAAAUACGAAAGUACUUAUUCUGAUUUUUUUCCAUGAUGACAAAACCAGUACUCGUAAUUUCUAAACCCGAUCUUCCACAGCAUC
Oryza sativa Japonica Group (Japanese rice) is the source of this 3452-nucleotide messenger RNA. Its product is annotated as probable LRR receptor-like serine/threonine-protein kinase At1g56140. NCBI's taxonomy places the organism in Eukaryota, Viridiplantae, Streptophyta, Magnoliopsida, Poales, Poaceae. Gene Ontology annotation, cellular component: plasma membrane. The record is from RefSeq and is a predicted model, not a curated record. Gene Ontology annotation, biological process: protein phosphorylation. Gene Ontology annotation, molecular function: protein binding; protein kinase activity; ATP binding.